AUGGCUGAGAAGUCAUUUCAUCUCUUCCCUAGGCUGCCGACAGAGCUGCGACUUGAGAUAUGGCGCUUAUGCCUCCCAUGUCGCGUAUGGGACACGGAUUGGCCGACCGAUGAAGGCAUCUAUUUUGAGGGACCUAAUGACGAUGGGUCCUAUCCCUGUCUAGUCACUCCCACGGCAAAACUGAAUGGGCUUCCACCCGUCAUCACCCGUGUUUGCCAGGAGUCACGCAACGUUGCCAAAGAAUCAGGGGGUAGCCUUACAAGAGACCACUAUAAGGAUUUGCCAAAAGAUGCUGGUUUUAUCUCUACCACGAGUCAUGACAUUGACGAUAAUUUCUGGGUAGAUACCAAGCGAGAUUCUGCCCAUCUUAAUUGGACCCCUUGUUACGAAGGAAUUUACCAAAAGAGCUUCGGGAGUGCAUUGGCCUCUAUUGCGUGGAAAAGUCGCCUGGUAGUCGGUCGUCCCUCGAUUAUGAUCGACUGGGUUAACAUGAUGAUCAACCAGAAAGAAGAGAGGUUUGAUGUGCUCGAACAGAUACCCAGCUGGUGGGUUAUUAUGCGUAUUGUUAUUAUACAUGCUAGCUUCCGAGAAGCCGCACAAACUGGUUUCUUCGGGCUGCUAGGCGACGCAUCUGUGCAAAUUGUCUCCCUAUCUGAAGAGGGAAAAGCCAAUGCGCUGUACGGCUUUGCCGAUAAAUGCGAUCGCAAGGCUUCUUUUGUUGAGAGGAUUCAAAGGGACUCCUCGGAAUCAUUGAAGCAGGAGCUGAAAGACGACUUUGUGACGAACAGGAUAUCUGAAAAGCUAUCGUCGAAAAUGCAUCCAGCCAUCAUGUUUCGCCUUUGCACAGCGAAGUGUAAUAGCUCCAAUGAGAGUUUAUCAUCUCAAUAA
Molecule: messenger RNA, 888 nt
Organism: Penicillium malachiteum
Lineage: Eukaryota; Fungi; Ascomycota; Eurotiomycetes; Eurotiales; Aspergillaceae
Product: 2EXR domain-containing protein
Exons: 1
Coding region: 1-888 (295 amino acids)
Source: RefSeq, a predicted model, not a curated record